CAAAUUGAUUCCUAGAAAACUUCUAAAAGCCGUUUCUUUGAACACGCACAAACCUUAUAAAAGAAAAAGAAAAAGAGACAUUCGCAGUUAUGAUCACUAUCCCUAUAGAACGCAACCUUCAAAUUCCCGCAACUUUAUAACCAAUAAAAGAAAAACCAAAGUUUCAGAUCAUAAUUCUGACACAAAUUCCACAUAACCCAGAAUUUUCUUUUCAGCUCUUUUUGGUUUUUUGUUUGAAAUUUUUUUUGGGUUUGGGGUGUUGAAGAAGUCGUUCUUUUGCCACUGUUUAUUUCUUGUUUUUCAAGUUGUUAAUUUUUUUGGGUGCUUUUAAUCUUUUUUUUUUUUUUUCUGGGGAAUUGUUUGUGGUUAUGAAUAAUAACUGGAGGAGACAAAAAGGUGAAAUUCAUCAUCAAAACAUGCAAGGCACAAGAUCACACAGCAGAAAGCCACCACUUGCUACUUGGCAGCCAACCGUGCCUUCAUGGGAGAAGAAGUUUUGCACUUUGGUAGGCUCUGUUCCGUGGUGCAAGCUUCUUGAGACCAAGAGAUUUAUGUUUCUUUAUGACAAUGUAGUCCACUGGAAUGACUCUGCUGGUGAAGAGGCAUUCCAUAAUGCUAAGAACCGAUUCUGGGCUGAGAUUAAUGGCCUUCCUUGUGACAUAAGACUCCCAAAUCCUGAUAUUUACAUUGAUAAGAUAGAUUGGGACUCUGAAAUUGAUCCUGAGCUUCUUCUGGACUUGGAGAGAGAGCCCAAGGCCCCUGAUGAGAAGGAUAAAAGCGAGAAUGUUGUGAUUCUUGGUAGUUCUUUUCUUUUAAAUCAGUCAUUUUCUUGUGGGGGUUGGGGGGAUGCUGAAGAAGGUGUAGCAAAGGAGAAUAACAUAUCUUCGAAUUGGAAAACCAAAGAUUAUGAAAAUUCUUGGGAGCACAAUUGUGCUGCCAAUAAUGGCAACAUGAAAGAUACUAAAUAUGGGAAUUGUUGGAAUAAUUCUUGGGAAUGGAAUCGAAGGGAGAAUAACUAUAAUGAGUGGGACAAUAAUGAAUCCAGCUAUGUGGAUUAUAGAAGUGGUGGAGAUUGGGGAGCUUGGGAUGUUACUAGAACAAAGAGAGAAGGUGCUGGUCCGUACAUGUCAAGGUUUAAAACCUCAAGAUUCCAUGGUGAAAACCGUCAGCAUAAUCGGGGAUGGAGGAAUGUAAAAGGGAGGCAGAGGACAGAUUUAGUGUAUGAACAACCACCUGUGGGUUCAACACCGUGGAACACUUUGAAUUAUUGUGGUUGGGCCAAUUAACCAUAAUGAAUUUGGCGAAGCAGGAGUCUCCAUGGUAUAGGGUGGGGGAAGUUUUGUAAGUAUGAAAUUUAAGCAUAUGGUAUAUAAUGCUGUAGAUUCUAGGUCUUAAUAUUUAUUUUAUUUGUUUUUCCGUGUUGGAACGGAUAGCAUAAAAAAGGAUCACAACAGCUUGGCAAAGCCCCCUGUUAUGUUCGGUUUAUAUCACAGUUUUGUAGUUUGCUUCUUUGGAAGGCUUGUUAAAAGUUUUGAAUAUUAUUUGCAGUCCUGAGAAUGGGUUGUUACUUGAACUUUCGAUGCAUUAUCGUGAUUAUUGUGACUAAUUGGAUUGCAUACCUUUCAUCGGUAUUCUGUAGCCUUUAUGCUGAAGCCCAAAGGGCUUCAAAUGUACUGAAAUCUAUAGGAGGUGCAUGCCUGUCUGGGAGUUUAUGAUAAAAAAGGUUGUUUGCAUUGCUCCAUCAUGGUUCGCGCAAAUUUUUAUGUUUUUAUUCUGUUUAUAUCGACGUACCGCUUUUGCCACUCGCUCUCAUACGAAAUUGAUCUCUGUUUGAAGGAAAUACCGCUUUGGUUGAUCAGUUGGAUUUCAGGAUUGAUUGCCAUCUUUGAUGCUUUUCUAGCCCAUUUCUGCUGCUGAAAAGCCUAACGUAGGAAGCUGCAAAUUUAUUAACUUUGAUGUUAACUGGAAGUUGUCUACAAAUGAAAUUUAAAGACCCACGGUCCAUGAAACCGUGCAAUUACACCCUGGAA
Molecule: messenger RNA, 2030 nt
Organism: Durio zibethinus
Lineage: Eukaryota; Viridiplantae; Streptophyta; Magnoliopsida; Malvales; Malvaceae
Source: RefSeq, a predicted model, not a curated record